Molecule: messenger RNA, 2487 nt
Organism: Chrysochloris asiatica (Cape golden mole)
Lineage: Eukaryota; Metazoa; Chordata; Mammalia; Afrosoricida; Chrysochloridae
Gene: C1S
Product: complement component 1, s subcomponent
Exons: 12
Coding region: 1-2487 (828 amino acids)
Biological process (GO): proteolysis; complement activation
Cellular component (GO): extracellular region
Molecular function (GO): calcium ion binding; serine-type endopeptidase activity
Source: RefSeq, a predicted model, not a curated record
AUGGGCGGGGCUUGGAACCGGGAACUGGAGUUUCUAUUGGAAAAUGCUAAAGCCGGCGGCGAAGUGACUGUACAACUCUCUUCUAAUUGCUUCGGGGAGGAGUCCGAAAGGAAGAGUGUUCGGCCGGCUCGUUCGCUGUCUUCCCAUUGGCUGAAGCAGGAGCAGGCGAGAGUCCGGGCGGGGCGGGGGACCCCGUCACCCGACAGCGAGGUUACUGUCGGUCGCUUGCACGCUGGGGUUACUGUGUGUUGUGGUGACACCGAACCCCAAAGUAAUCCCUCAGUACCAAAGCAGGUGCCUGUGUUUAUUAGACAAAUACAACCAGGCCUAACCUCUUUAGCUCCAAAGUCCAGAGGUGCAGAGAGCCAGGACCAAGAGACGUGCUUCUCACCAGCGUUGGACAAAUCGCCAGAAAUGUGGUGCAUUGUCCUGUUUUCGCUUUUGGCAUGGGUUUAUGCUGAGCCUACCAUGUAUGGGGAGAUCCUGUCCCCUAACUAUCCUCAGGCAUAUCCCAAUGAGAUAGAAAAAUCUUGGGAUAUAGAAGUUCCACAAGGGUAUGGAAUCCACCUCUACUUCACCCAUCUGGAUAUAGAACUCUCAGAGAACUGCGCUUAUGACUCAGUGCAGAUAAUGUCAGGAGACCAUGAAGAAGGGAUACUCUGUGGACAGAGGACCAACAAGAAUCACAACUCUCCAAUUGUGGAAGAAUUCCAAGUUCCAUACAAUAAACUACAGGUGAUCUUUAAAUCAGACUUCUCCAAUGAAGAGCGUUUCACUGGAUUUGCUGCAUACUAUGUUGCCGUAGAUAUAAAUGAGUGCACAGAUUUUGCAGAUGUCCCAUGUAGCCACUUCUGCAACAACUUCAUUGGUGGUUACUUCUGCUCCUGCCCUCCAGAAUACUUCCUCCAUGAUGAUAUGAAAAGUUGUGGGGUCAAUUGCAGUGGAGAGAUAUUCACUACACCGAUUGGGGAGAUUGCAAGUCCCAAUUAUCCCAAUCCAUAUCCAGAGAACUCAAGGUGUGAAUACCAGGUCUUAUUGGAGGAGGGCUUCCAAGUGGUAGUGACGGUGCGGAGAGAAGAUUUUGAUGUGGAACCAGCGGAUUCAAAAGGGAACUGCCAUGACAGCUUAGUUUUCGUUGCAGGAGAGCGGCAAUUUGGUCCUUACUGUGGGAGUGGAUUUCCUGGGCCACUAAAUAUUGAAACCAAGAGUAAUGCUCUUGAUAUCAUCUUCCAAACUGAUCAAGAUGAGCAAAAAAAGGGCUGGAGACUUCGUUACCAUGGAGAUCCAAUCCCCUGUCCUAAAGAAUUCAUUGCCAAUUCUGUUCGGGAGCCUGAGAAGGCAAAAUACGUGUUUAAAGAUGUGGUGAAGAUAAUCUGUCUGGAUGGGUUUGAAGUUGUGGAGAGAAAUAUUGGCUCAAAUUCUUUCUAUUCUACUUGUCAAAGCAAUGGAAAGUGGAGUAAUCGUGAACUGAAAUGUCAACCUGUGGAUUGUGGUGAUCCUGAACCCAUCCCAAAUGGUCAAGCCAAAGAUCCCGGAGAUACUCUAUUUGGUUCUGUCACUCGCUAUACUUGUGAGGAGCCAUAUUACUACAUGGAAAAUGAAGGAAAUGGGGAAUAUCGUUGUGCUAGUAAUGGAAGCUGGGUGAAUGAGGUGCUGGGCACAGAGCUGCCGAAAUGUGUUCCAGUCUGCGGAGUCCCCAGUGAGACCUUUAAAGGAAAACAGCGAAUAUUUGGAGGAUCCCCUGCAGAUAUUCAGAAUUUCCCCUGGCAAGUUUUCUUUCCGAGUCCAUGGGCUGGUGGGGCUCUCAUUGAUGAAUACUGGGUGCUGACAGCGGCCCAUGUUGUGGAGGGAAACCCGAGCCCAAAAAUGUAUGUUGGCUCCACAUCAGUGCAAACCUCACUUCUGGAAAAUGCUCAGAUGCUCACUGCUGAACGUGUGAUUAUUCAUCCUGGUUGGGAAGUCCUGGAUGCUCCAGAAACACGUAAGAAUUUCGACCAUGACAUUGCGCUAGUGAAGUUGAAAGACCCAGUGAAAAUGGGACCCACUGUCUCCACCAUCUGUCUGCCAGGCACUACCCCAGAAUACAGCACCUCAGUAGGAGACCUGGGACUGAUCUCAGGCUGGGGCCAAACAGAGAAAAGAGAUCAUGUUAUCCGUCUCCGAGGGGCAUGGCUACCCGUAGCUUCCUUAGAAAAUUGCAACAAGUUAAAACAGAAAGAUUCCAACAGGGAUCUGAGGACCUUUGUUAUCACUAAAAACAUGAUCUGUGCUGGAGGCGAGAAGGGAGUCGAUAGCUGUGCAGGGGACAGUGGUGGGGCCUUUGUUAUACAGGAUCCCAAUGUAGAGAACCCCAGGUUCUAUGUAGCUGGCCUGGUGUCCUGGGGUCCUCCGCAGUGUGGGAUUUAUGGGUUCUACACAAAGGUGAACAACUACCUGGACUGGAUAAUGAAGACAAUGCAGGAAAAUAGUACUCCCAGUACGGAUUAA